Cokeromyces recurvatus is the source of this 429-nucleotide messenger RNA. Its product is annotated as nucleoside diphosphate kinase. Gene Ontology annotation, molecular function: nucleoside diphosphate kinase activity. The record is from RefSeq and is a predicted model, not a curated record. Gene Ontology annotation, biological process: GTP biosynthetic process; UTP biosynthetic process; CTP biosynthetic process. Lineage: Eukaryota; Fungi; Mucoromycota; Mucoromycetes; Mucorales; Mucoraceae. The transcript has a single exon. Bases 1 to 429 code for a protein of 142 amino acids.
AUGCCUGUCAUUAAUUAUUAUAAUAAGCCACAUGAUUGGACAGUAGCCGUCAUUAAGCCUGAUGGUAUGAAACACCAAAAAGAAAUUUUAAGUAUAAUCCAAGAUAAUGGGUUCAAGAUUAUUCGUGACAAGAUAUUGCAUAUUUCUCGAGUUCAAGUUCGUGAAUGGUAUGCAGAUAAACAAAAUGAGCCCUAUUAUCCUGAUUUAGAGGCUUACUUGACAAGGGAUAAAAUACGUGUACUCCAACUUGAACGACCAGAGGCUAUUGAAUCUUUACGACACUUGAUAGGACCAACAGAUCCUAAAAAGGCUCAAAAAUUAGCUCCUAAAUCUAUUCGAGCUUUAUAUGGUACAAAUAUUCAAGAGAAUGCAAUUCAUGCAAGUGAUUCAAAGAUAUCAGCUGAAAAGGAAUUUAGUCUACUCUUUUAA